AUGAAGCUUUACAACUACGAUGUCGUGACACAACAUCUUGUACUUCUGCUGGCUUCUUUGUUAGCUCUGUCUACUCCCUUCACCAACUCACGUCCAAACCUGGCAACACAGUCCCUAUCAAUGCCGUCAACAGACCCUUUCGUCACCUUUGUGCUAGGCGACGAAACGCCAGCAAGCUUUUUCAUUGGCAACAUUCCAAAGCAAUUGUCUCAAUUCGACAGCUUCCUUGCCAACAAAGAAAAGUUCCGAGCAACACUGCUGGACAGCCGCGGCCUCGCCUCCAACAUUCUGCACCUCAGUGAUAUGGGCGACCUCUACACCAUCAGCCACGUAGACAGAGACGAUGUAGCUCGCAUCUGUGGCCCCCUGGACUGCUGUACAGCUAGUCACUGCAAUCUCACCUUCGAUGCCGUAUUCAUUCGGCCCGACAUCGGGAAGAACUCGGACACAAUGAAAGUCAAGGUCAUGGUCCAUAUUCUCGAUGUUAACGACAAUGCGCCGAGUUUUCAGAACACUCGUUUUACGUUGACCAUUCCGGAGGCGUCAUCGCUUGUCAAGUCGCCUGAAUUGUCUUCUGUGUGGGAACAGGAGAAUAUGCACAGUCUUCCCCAGGCCAAGGACAAGGACUCGCUGGCAAAUGGAGUCGUGCGCUACCAACUAUAUGGUGAGGCCGUGGAAGCUGGUUUCUUUGCUCUCUCCUCCUCAGACCAGUCCUGCUAUCCAUGUCUGCAGCUAAGCAAUAUUGUACGCUUAGACUACGAGAAUCCUAAGCAUCAUAACUUGACAGUCGGGUUGAUGGCGAUUGAUGGCGGCGAGAAACCGCUAUCCGGCUCAAUCACCAUUCACAUCAGGCUCACCGACAUAAAUGAUAAUGCACCCAUAUUUGAAAAACCCAGGGACACCAUUCGAAUUCAGGAGAACAAAACAUACUAUCAGCCCGUGUUCAUCUUUAGAGCGAGCGAUGCUGACUCCGAUAAAAAUGGACGACUGCGCUAUAGUAUUAUCUCUCCUCCCCAACAUUCCAUUGGUUCAGUGGGCAAGAAGUUUGUCCUGGAUUCGGAAACAGGCGAGCUCUUCGUCCAUCCGUCACUGGACUAUGAAGACUUCUCGGAACGCAAAGUCGAACUCGUUGUGAUCGCCAGUGAUGAAGGUCGUCCAUCUUUGUCUGCCAGUUUCACGCUCACUGUUCUUCUCGAAGACGUGAAUGAUAACCUGCCGGAGCUUAUAAUCCAGCAGAACAAUUCGGUUCCCGAGAAUGGUAGAGCAAGUGUUCUAGCUCUGCAGAUGUCCAUUAAUGACGUGGACGACGUCAGUCAGGGUAAUAUUUCCUGCAGCAUUGCUGAUGCAAAUGGUUUACCGUUACGUCUGCUCUCUGUGGCCGGUGAAGCUUUCCUCUCCAUUUGGACGACAAAGGUGUUGGAUUAUGAAGUGACGCCCUUUUUGCAAUUUGACCUGGUUUGUAUAGAUGCUGCCGAACCGCCAGCGAAAGUGAUCUUCCCCCUUACCGUAAAAGUGACUGACGUCAACGAUAAUCCACCAGUUUUUUAUUCCUCCCGUAGAAAUCCAACAUCGACCUAUGACCUUGUUGUCCCUGAGAAUGAACCCCUGCGAAGACCCAUCCUCCUCCCGCUUGUAAUUGAUGCUGACAGCAAGGAUAUUGUAUUCAGUAUGGAGCCGGUGACAAUGGAGUAUAAACCAUCGAAACAGAACUUCUCAGCUGUUUUACAACAUUUUGUGGUCAGACCGGAGUCUGGCGCCAUAUCACUGAGGGCGCCAUUGGAUUACGAAAGCGCUAAAUACUAUGAAUUCUUGUUGGUGGCCAAAGACGUCCCACGGGACCAUUCAAACGAUCAGGUGUUUUCUUCACACGUUCUUGUCCGAGUGACUGUGAAAGACGUGAACGAUAACCCGCCUCGGCUCGCUAGUCCAUCCCUGAUUACGAUCAAGAAGGGAACACCUGCUGGUUUCCUGGUCUCUAGGAUUGUCUUCACAGAUCCCGAUGAGGAUGGCCAUCAGGCAGUUUCGACGAAACUCCUCUCCCAGUCAGCGUUUCCGCCUCCCGACAGGGCUAACGAAACGGAGGGUGAUUUUGCCCCCGACUCUUUCUUCUCACUGAAAGACAAUGGAGCCCUGGUUACGCUGCAACCAAUAGCCCGCAACAAUGUCUCCCUUUUUCAUUUGCUCAUAUCAGCAGUAGAUCAUGGAGAGCUGAGACAAAUGUCAUCAACCGCGAGCAUAACGGUGAUUGUCGAUAAACCCCAUGAAAAUGUACCGCUCUUGGUGAAACCGUUUCCCGGUUCCGUUGUAACCCUGCAGAUCAACAUACCAUAUGGAAGUAGACAGAAUGUUGAGGCUUUGGCAGACGUAGCCAUCCAGCUGGAGACAUACGACCUUGGAAGAAAGUCUACAAGUGUAGAGAAGGAAACUAUCGUCCUUCAGGCCCAAAAUGAAUGCAAUGGCUCCUCCCUCUUUGAACUUGAUCAGAAGUCCAAAAAGUUGAAACUGAGUAAAAAUCAGGAUUUCUUCUCCUCCCCUUCCUCCGUUUCCUCUUUAUCCAUGCAAUCCUCCAAGGUCUCCUGCAGAGUUUGCCUCCGUAUAACCAAUUCCUUAGACCCGAAACGCUACUCCAAUGCCUACUUCUUCGUAGUGAUCGAACGUAUUUUUCAGAUGCCAGGACAGGCCCUGUGGCCGGCCGAUGCUGCGGACACUUCCACAGGCAUGGAUGCCCAUCCGGGCGGUUUCGUCGGCACCUUCUCGGAACUUGUGAGUAAUGUGAGUGCUGGACCCGGCCUCGGCACAGUGGAUAGGGUGCCAGAUGAAAUGCAGGCUUUGGGCCGAGUAGGUGGUUUCAACUUCGGCCUCAGCAACAUUGUCAUGUGCUUGCUCAUUCUGGCUUUCAGCCUUGCUGUGGGGUUCGCCCUGUUCGCUGCCAUCCUCUGGGCGCGUGCCAAACAGGCUACUAAUUCGGCUGCACGACAGAUCCGUCCUGGCCAGAGCACUACUACGGAUGCCACACUGCCAAGCGCUGGCGGUCAUGGUUGCGCCAGUUUGCUCAAGUCGGAAGCCCAAAACAGGCUCGUCUGGCACAGCCGACAGACAGCUAGGCGGGUAUCACAGCCAGCCACGGCAGCAGCCAGCGAUAGCAUCAGUCUCGCCACUGUGAGGACCACUUACACGGCAGGCGAUCAGGUUAGCACAUUCAUGGACCCCCCACAGGUAUCCGGAGACAAUAGGGGUCCCAAUGACCGACCGGGGGAUCUCAGCAAACUGCCAUCUCCUGAAGUCCACUAUGCUCUACUGACCUCCGCAGAGAGUCCUGCUUUGGAAUGGCAGAUAAAUGAGGGCUUUCUGGGUCCGCCAGGUAGUGCUCAAGGCUGCGAAGUUCAUCACGCGGGCGAGGCACCACCAGCAGGUGCGGCAAAUCAGCUGCCGAAGUUGGAGGGUCCCGUCGUGGCCUACUUUGACCUCCUUGUAUCAACCCCCUCCACACAGGCGACGGGGAGUCUGGACGAAGAGUUUGAGCCAGCAAACACACUCCCUUUGCCACCUGCCACGUCAUCAUUGUCAUCAUCAACAAGACAGACCCUUUUGUGUACAAAUGACUCUACUGACAAGACGAGGAACGAAGCAGCCAAUCCACCUGUCGGCUGUUUUCUUGUGCUGUAA
Spirometra erinaceieuropaei is the source of this 3666-nucleotide messenger RNA. NCBI's taxonomy places the organism in Eukaryota, Metazoa, Platyhelminthes, Cestoda, Diphyllobothriidea, Diphyllobothriidae. The record is from the annotation of a GenBank genome assembly.